UUUGGUUUGGCGAGGUAACUUGCCGAAGUGUGCGGAUGCGUGAACCCAGCCGACUGUCGGCACUUUUACUCCCCGAACGCGGAACUCGGGGUUCCGAUCAGGGCGUGAACUUGCAGACUCACAAGCCCACCCAGUCAUCUUUAGAGAAAGAAGGCUUACAUUCACUAGCCAGUCCUCCUUGAGCCUUUAUUUGUCUUUUGCCUAUUUCCCAUCAUAUCGAAGCACGCUUCAGUCCACCAUGGAUCUCAAAGCGGACUCCGAGGAGCUGGACUACGCGAGACCGGCCCCCAUCGAGGUGUUCGCCAGCAGGUCCACGCUGCACGGCAUCUCGCACAUGUUCACCUACGAGCGCAUGUGCGUCAAGCGCAGCCUGUGGAUCCUCUUCUUCCUGGGCUCCGUGGGUGUGCUGGCUCUGGUGUGCGUGGACCGCGUGCACUUGUACUUCCAAUACCCGCACAUCACCAAGCUGGACGAGGUGGCCGCGCCGCUCAUGAAGUUCCCCUCGGUCACCUUCUGCAACCUGAACGCCUUCCGCUUCAGUCGGGUGACGCGCAACGACCUGUACCACGCCGGCGAGCUGCUGGCCUUGCUCAACGGCAGGUACGAGAUCCGGGACCCGCACCUGGUGGAGGAACACGUCUUGCAGGUCCUGAAGGAGAGGGCCGACUUCGACAACUACAAGCCCCGGCCCUUCAACAUGCGCGAGUUCUACGACCGGACGGGCCACGACAUCAAGGACAUGCUGCUGUCCUGCUACUACCGCGGCAUGGAGUGCAGCGCCGAAGACUUCAAAGUGAUCUUCACACGUUACGGAAAGUGCUACACCUUCAACUCGGGCCAGGACGGGCGGCCGUUGCUGUUGACCAUGAAGGGCGGCAUGGGCAAUGGUCUGGAGCUGAUGCUGGACAUCCAGCAGGACGAAUACUUGCCCGUGUGGGGAGAGACGGACGAGACGUCGUUCGAAGCCGGCAUCAAGGUUCAGAUCCACACGCAGGAGGAGCCGCCGUUUAUCGAUCAGCUGGGCUUCGGGGUGGCGCCGGGUUUCCAGACCUUUGUCUCCUGUCAGGAACAACGGCUGACCUACCUGCCGCCCCCCUGGGGCGACUGCAAGGCCACCCCGAUGGACUCGGACUUCUUCAGCACGUACAGCAUCACGGCCUGUCGCAUCGACUGCGAGACGCGCUACCUGGUGGAAAACUGCAACUGCAGGAUGGUCCACAUGCCCGGAGACGCACCCUACUGCACUCCUGAGCAAUACAAGGAGUGUGCGGAUCCAGCCUUGGACUUCCUCGUGGAGAGGGACAACGACUACUGCGUGUGCGAGACGCCGUGCAACUUGACACGCUACGGUAAAGAGAUGUCUUUCGUCAAGAUCCCCAGCAAGGCGUCGGCCAAGUACCUCGCCAAGAAGUUCAACAAGACGGAGCAGUACAUAGCAGAUAACCUUCUGGUCCUGGAUAUCUUCUUUGAAGCGCUGAACUAUGAGACCAUCGAACAAAAGAAGGCGUACGAGCUGGCGGGCCUCCUGGGCGACAUCGGAGGUCAGAUGGGCCUCUUUAUCGGGGCCAGCAUCCUCACCAUCCUCGAACUCUUCGACUAUCUCUACGAGGUGAUCAAGUACAAGCUGUGCCGAUGCGUCAAGAAGAAACACAAAGGCCGCAACAACAAUGACCGGGGCACUGCGCUGAGUCUGGACGAUGUCAAGCAUCAUGUCAGUAGACAAGAGGCUCCGUGCGACAACCUGCGCGCGCCGUCCACGUACCCGGGCAACAUGCUACCUCAUCACCCGGCCCAGGGAAACUUCGAGGACUUCACCUGCUGAGCUGAACCGAGCUUGAGGGAGUGCGUGCGUACGUUAUUGCAACCAAAGUCCAAACGAUACAGCGAGACUAUCCGGGCGAGGAGCCGAUGCCAUGGCCGAACAGGCGCACUUUUGUACAAUUUGGAUAGAAGAAAAUGGGAGGAAAACUGUCGCCCCAGGCCUUGCGAAGAGAAGAGUGCACCCCAACACAUCCAUUUCACGCAGGACCCACUAUUUAUCUAUCCUUCUGGAGCACUGCCGCAACGGAGAUGCCGACUCGGACCGCUCGCUCUCAUACGCACCCUUGAGAAAAAAGGGAAACUGUACAGUCACCCAAAAAAAAAAGAGAGAGAGAGAGUCCCCCACCUUCAUACAGCAGAGGGACAAACAUCCGCCCUUGUCAGCACAUGUAGCCACAUCAUGGCGUGGGUUGACAAAGCGACGGGAAGUUCAGGUCUCACUGCGUAAAUGCAUGCUCGUAUUCGUUCAUUUGCAUGGUUUAUUGUUUGCUAUCUAGUUUUUGUUGUUUUUGUUUUUUUUGUUUUGUUAGAUAUACGCUAUGCAGUGGGUAAGGAAAGUAUUCAGACCCCCUUAAAUUUGUCACUCUUUGUUAUAUUGCAGCCAUUUGCUAAAAUCAUUUAAGUUCAUUUUUGUCUAUAUUAAUGUACACGCAGCACUCCAUAUUGACAGACAAAAAAACGGAAUUGUUGAAAUUUUUGCAGAUUUAUUAAAAAAGAAAAACUCAAAUAUCACACAGCCAUAAGUAUUCAGACCCUUUGCUCAGUAUUUAGUCGAAGCACCCUUUUGACAGCCAUGAGUCUUUUUGGGAAUGAUGCAAUGAGUUUUUCACACCUGGAUUUGAGGAUCAUCUGCCAUUCCUCCUUGCAGAUCCUCUCCAGUUCUGUCAGCUCGGAUGGUGUAUGUUGGUGGGCAGCCAUUUUCAGGUCUUUCCAGAGAUGCUCAAUUGGGUUUAAGUCAGGGCUCUGGCUGGGCCAUUCAAAAACACUCACGGAGUUGUUCUGAAGCCACUCCUUCGGUAUUUUUGCUGUGUGCUUAGAGUCAUUGUCUUUUUUGAAGGUGAACCUUCGGCCCAGUCUGAGGUCCUGAGCACUCUGGAGAAGGUUUUCGUCCAGGACAACCCUGUACUUGGCCGCAUUCAUCUUUUCUUUGAUUUCAACCAGUCUCCCCGUCCCUGAAGCUGAAAAACACCCCCACAGUAUGAUGCUGCCACCACCAUGCUUCACUGUUGGGACUGUAUUGAGCAGUGCCUGGUUUUCUCCACACAUGCCACUUAGAAUUAAGGCCAUCAAUUUCUAUCUUGGUCUCAUCAGACCAGAGAAUCUUAUUUCUCACCAUCUUGGAGUCCUUCAGGUGUUUUUUUAUCAAACUCCACGCAGGCUUUCGUGUGUCUCGCACUGAGGAGAGGCUUCCGUCCGGCCACUCUGCCAUAAAGCCAUAAAGCCUUUCUUUUUUAAUACAUCAGCAAAAAUUUCAACAAUUCAGUUUUUUUUUUCUGUCAAUACAGGGUGCUGGGUGUACAUUAAUGAGGAAAGAAAAUGAACUUAAGUGAUUUUAACAAAUGGCUGCAAUAUAACAAAGAGUGACAAUUUUAAGGGGGUCUGAAAACUUUCCGUAGUCACUGUAUAAACACACAUCUAUAUGAAUAUACUAUUCAAAAAGUACCAAGUUUGCCUCGUUCAGCAGGAGGAAGAUGACGCUUCUCAUGUAGUGUGUGUGUGUGUGCGCGCAUCUGUGUGCACGCAAAGUGUGCAAAAGAUGCCUCUUUCGCAGCGACUCUUCUCAGCACCUUUGCUCACAUUAAAAUAGGACAUAUGUGGUGCCUUGAGAUAAAAUUUUAAUUUGUUCCACGACUGCGCUCGUAACUUAAAACAUAUCUCAAAUCGUCUUUCCCCAUUGAAAUGAAUGGAAAUGCCAUUAAUCUGUUCCAUUCUCCCCACAAAACCUGAACAUUUUUUUGUGUGUUUUCUAACAAGGAAAGUAGCACUCGAUAACAGUGCUUGUUGAAGUGUUUAAUGAUUGCCACUAGUGGUACACGGGCUCCCUGUAGUGGUACGCAAAGAAUCCCGGAAUUAAAUGUUCAAACUCUGCAUCAUCAACAUGGCCAAAAUAGUUGAGGUCAAAUUAGGUUAGGUUUUUUCCCUUUUUUACUAAAAAUGUUCAGCCCAUUGCCCUUUUAAACUUCCAGGGUUCCAUGUCACAGCAAGAACAGUAUUGCUUCUGAAUGUUACACAACCUAAGCUAGCCGGCGUUGGCGUGAGGAGAAAGUCGAAAUCAGGACUUUCCUUCUUGUUGCAGAGCUUUCAGGAAUCGAUUCUUCCCGUCAGCCCCAACCCGAUUCAUUUUGAAUGUUGCCAGAUGUUAUAUUGGUUGUUGUAUGGAUGGUCGCUUGGCGUGGACGACAUACUUUGGCGUGACCGUUUUCUACUGUUUUUAGUCAUCUGUUCAUCUUCAGUGGAUUACAAAAGUCUACACCCCCCUGUUCAAAUGCCAGGUUUUGGGAUAUAAAAAUGGGAACAAGAUCAAUCAUUUUAAGACGUUCUACCAUUAUUGUGACCUAUAAUCUGUAUAACACCAUUAGUGGAAAAAAAAAUAUUUUUGAAGGAUGAAGCAAAAAUAAACAGAAAUAAAAUAGUUGUCCAAAUGUUUGAACCUUGGUUUCAUUGGACCAUAUCAAAAUCUCCCAAACAACAGCCACAUCCCACUUAUUAGGCUGUGGACACUUGUGCAACCACAUUAUCUCAUAAGUUUAUUUUCCCUUUCAAAAAGAUGGGGUGGGGGGGGGGGGGGGGUCAGUUGAGUUGUACAGGUUAAAGGUCACAAUAUUAGAAAGUUUUGAAAUGAUCUUGGUUCAUUUUUUUAUGUCACAAAAACCAGUCAUUUGAGCAGGUGUGUGUAUACUUUUUUUCAUUUUAAAUCCACUACACUAUUUAUUUUGUUGCUUUUCUGUUCAUUUGUACACAUCCCUUCAUCCCAUCCAUCCUUGCCUGGGGCGCUGGGCCAGAGGUCGAAUGUUGGGGAGUGGACUCCAUUUGUGUUGUGGGGCUGUUGAACUGUUUCCGUAUCUGUGUUCUUGUUGCAGACGUCUUCUCAAAGCACAAUACCGCCACUAUGUAUGGAGAGCUAAUGUAAAAGAAAAUGUACUCUUCUUCUUCUUCUUCUUCUGGAUAUACUGUCUUAUGAUUACUAUUGUGCCGAUCUGACUGUUUCCUUUUGCUUUUCAUAUGAAACAUGCUCACUUAUUGCCUGAUAAUCCUGUCUCCAUCUCCAAGGCAAUGGGCUGUUUUAUUGAGUUAGCCCCGCAUAAAUAAAGUGUAAAUAUCAUUUUGGAAAAUUGCUAUUCUGAGAUUGUAUUUUUAAUCUGUGAACAUUGGAGUCUCUGAAGAGCUUGUUUGUCAGCGGGCUCGGUUGGAUGAAUAUGAAUUUCGACUGCUUAGGCGGGGUACACGCGACGGCAGUCGGGCCAAAUUUGAGCAUUUCUUCCCUCUUGCAAGGGAAGUCGGCAAAGACCCGAUUAUCGAAUAUCUCUAAAAGAAAAUAAUGAGUCAUUAUCCUCUGGUGUGGAAUGUAUUAAGAGUGAUUUUCCUACUCAGAAACGAAAUGUUAAGCCUGUUCAAUAUUUACGUCAGUGUGUUGUAUAUCCAAAUAUGGUCAAUUUCAUGUUGUUGUUUUUUUUUUACAAAUCGAUACUAUUGGUCCGUCCCUUCGUCGUCUCUUAUUUUCACACGUUAUAAAUCAAUUUAAAGUGUUGAAAGUAGCUUGAGAACAUUAACUCUCUGUAACGUCUCUAAAAAGUGUUGGAAAACUG
Messenger RNA from Phyllopteryx taeniolatus (common seadragon), 5627 nucleotides. RefSeq names its product acid-sensing (proton-gated) ion channel 1b (gene asic1b). Gene Ontology annotation, cellular component: membrane. Gene Ontology annotation, biological process: sodium ion transmembrane transport. The record is from RefSeq and is a predicted model, not a curated record. NCBI's taxonomy places the organism in Eukaryota, Metazoa, Chordata, Actinopteri, Syngnathiformes, Syngnathidae. Bases 239 to 1822 code for a protein of 527 amino acids. The transcript is spliced from 11 exons.